AAGAUUAGGCCAAAAAAUUUUCGCCCGGAGCUUUUACAGGUCCGGCUUUUGAACAGUCUCAAGGCUUCGAGAGUUCAGACGGUCUUAACAUAUAUCAUACCCAAUUAAGAAGCCUUUUCUUUCAUUAGUUGCGAUUUCAUAUACAUUUUACGUGUUCUUUAGCAAUAUGAACAAGACUUUUUGCUCUGAUAUCAAAGCCCAAAAACCUCGCUGUAUCAUUUUUGCGAAUAGAGUUUUGAAGCUUUGGCUUUUCCUUUUUGUGUUCAUCUCUCUCCUUCUCAUUUUCUCCUAUGGAGAAGAGACCACGAAGGACGACAAAGUUACUAAUAUCGGUGCAAUCAUCGAUGUUGAUUCGCGUAUCGGAAGAGAAGAGAAAACAGCUUUGGAAAUUGCUGUUCAAAGUUUCAACGACAAUGAUUCAAACAAUCGCAAACUCUCCCUCCAUAUUCAGGACUCUCGAAGAGAUCCCCUCCUAGCUGCUACUGCUGCUCAGAAGUUGAUUAAAGAAAAAGAAGUUAAAGUGAUCAUUGGCAUGGAGACAUGGGAAGAAGCAGCUCUGGUUGCUGACAUCGGAAGCCGUGCUCAAGUUCCAGUUCUUUCUUUUGCAGCGCCAGCCAUCACACCACCAUUAGCAGCCUCUCGCUGGCCAUUCUUGGUAAGAAUGGCUAGCGGUGAUUCUGAACAAAUGAAAUGUAUUGCAGCUAUCAUUAGUUCAUUCAACUGGAAAAGGGUUAUAGUAAUUUAUGAAGACGAUGCCUUUGGUGGUGAUUCUGGGAAGUCAGGUCUUUUAUCUAAGGCUCUUCAAGAUGUCGGUUCACAGAUUGACUACCGAUUGGUUCUUCCACCAUAUUCUUCUCUGUCUAAUCCAAAAAAAGUUGUGCAAGAGGGGUUGAUGAAGCUACUGAACAUACAAUCUCGGGUUUUUAUUGUUCUUCAGUCAUCCUUAUCAAUGACAAUACUUUUGUUUGAAAAUGCUAAGAAGAUGGGACUUGUAGGAAGACACUCAGCUUGGAUAGUUACAGAUACCAUCUCGAGUUACCUCGACUCGUUUAACGGUUCUGUGAUUUCCCCUAUGGAAGGUACUUUAGGAAUCAAGACCUACUAUUCUGAGGAUAGUAGUCUUUAUAAAAACUUUUAUCCCCAGUUCCGGAAAACUUUCAGAAAUGAAUAUCCAGAGGAAGAUAACUUUCAACCAGGUAUUAACGCCUUACGGGCAUAUGAUAGCAUUGGAAUCAUCACACAGGCCAUGGAGAGAAGGAAAAGUGAUGACAACAGUCCUCAAACAUUGUUGAAAAAUAUUUUGUCAAGCAAUUAUACUGGUUUAAGUGGUGAAAUUCGUUUUGAAGAACGGAAGCCGUCACAUGAUCCUAUACUAAGGAUUGUAAACGUGGUUGGAAAAAAAUAUAAAGAGUUGGACUUCUGGUUGCCAGGGAUAGGGUUGGCAAAGAACCAUGAACAGAACAAUGAAACUGGUUAUCUUGGUGACAUAUCUGUAGACUUGGCUGGUAGAGUCACUUGGCCUGCUGACCUAAAGCUAGUUCCAAAGGGAUGGGCAAUGCCAACAAAUAUGAAGCCAAUGCUUAUUGGAGUCCCGGCUAGAACCUCAUUUGAGAAAUUUGUAAAGGUUGAAGAUGGUAAGUAUCCAGGCGAGAAGCAUUAUGAUGGUUUCUGCAUUAAACUUUUCUAUGAAAUUCUUCGGGUUCUGGAGUAUGCUCUACCCUAUAAAUUUGAUCCCCACAAUGGCACAUAUGAUGAACUUGUUCACAAAGUCUACAACAAGACUUACGAUGCAGCGGUUGGGGACAUAACUAUACUAGCUACAAGAACAAAGUACGUAGAAUUCACUCAGCCAUAUGCAGAGUCGGGGCUGUCCAUGAUCGUACCAGCGAAGCCCGAGGGCUCAGCAUGGAUUUUCCUGAAGCCUUUCACCACGGGAAUGUGGUUGGUGACUGGUUGCAUCUUAAUCUACACAAUGCUCAUAGUUUGGUUCUUGGAGCACCAGUCCAACCCUGAAUUCCGAGGUCCGUGGAACAAUCAGCUUGGCACGGCACUUUGGUUCACGUUCUCCUCCCUUUUCUUUGCUCACAUAUUUCCAUUGUGUUGUUUGACUCUUGCAGGGGAGAAAAUUAACAGUAACCUCACUCGUGUGGUGGUUGUAAUAUGGCUCUUUGUUGUGCUGAUCUUAAACUCAAGCUACACUGCUAGCCUAACUUCAAUGCUCACCGUGCAGCGAUUGGUACCAAAUAUUACAGAUAUUGAAUCGCUAAAGAGGGCCAACAUGAAAAUAGGCUGUGAUGGUGAUUCAUUUGUAAGGACCUACUUGGAGGAGGUCCUUGAGUUUAAAAGUAAUAAUAUCCAGAAUGUCAGCAGUGAAUACAGUUAUGAAGGGGAAUUCCAGAGCAGUCACAUAGCUGCCGCCUUUCUUGAACUCCCGUAUGGGAAAGUUUUCCUCAGUGAAUACUGCAAGCGAUUUACCACCACCACACCUACGUUCAGAUUUGGUGGAUUAGGCUUCGUAUUUCAGAAAGGUUCUCCGAUCGCCGCUGAUUUUUCAAAAGCCAUUUUAAAGUUAUCUGAAGAUGGAACUCUGAAGAUAUUGGAGGAAAACUGGUUUGCUCCUUCACCAGAGUGUUCAGCCAAUGUAACCGAUGACAGUAGAACAGACAGCUUGAGCCUCCACAGUUUCUGGGGUCUUUACCUUAUGUCUGGGGCCACAUCCACCUUUUGUUUUCUACUCUUCCUCACUCACUUACUAAAGAAAUAUUGCAGCCAAGAGGAUCAUGCCGGCAACUUAUCUCUAGUCGAUGAGAGUCUCUGGAUUAAGGCAAUUAGAGUCGCCAGAUAUCUUUAUCAUGGAGAGGUUUGUAUUCAAGGGGAAGCUUCACCGGCUCCUCUAGCACCAGAUAUCAACAAAUGGAACUCUCAAAGGUGGGAUUAUGAGAGUCCAACUGACACGAACACGGAGAAUCUCGACGUGACAUCACAAGAACAAGCUGAGAUUGAAAUGAUGUAGGAUUCUUGGAUUCCAAGCUCUAUAUCUUAAAUGGCAAAGAAUCUUUGACUGAGAUUUAUUGAUAACUAUCCUCUGUUCAUGUUCAAUCCAGUUGUAAUGUAAAUGUAUACCGCGCCUCAAUCUCUCUCUUGGAAGAUUUAUAUUAACUUACCAUUGGUGGGUAUUGUGGAUGAAAAUACUUUGGCAGCCAUCUCUACUUCACACUGAACAAAUUAGAAUGUAACUAUUUUCAGCUUAAAA
Theobroma umbraticum is the source of this 3253-nucleotide messenger RNA. RefSeq names its product glutamate receptor 2.7-like. Gene Ontology annotation, cellular component: membrane. The record is from RefSeq and is a predicted model, not a curated record. Gene Ontology annotation, molecular function: ligand-gated monoatomic ion channel activity. NCBI's taxonomy places the organism in Eukaryota, Viridiplantae, Streptophyta, Magnoliopsida, Malvales, Malvaceae.